AAAUUCCUCAUCUUUAUGUAUACGCGUAAAGUGGGAAUGUGGGAGGCGAUGGAAAGUCACAAGCAAAUUCCUCAUCUUUAUGUAUACGCGUAAAGUGGGAAUGUGGGAGGCGAUGGAAAGUCACAAGCAAAUUCCUCUUUUUAGAUAUAUGUACAAGAUCUACUAUAAUAUAUAUAUGCAGACUCUAGAUAUAUAUACUAAUUGCUAUCUAGAUCACUAGCUCCGAGUAAUUUGGCACACAAUUUAGCAAAAAUCCUAUGGCUUCUUCUUUAUCAUCUUCAUCAGUGCCUGGAUCUGAAUAUGAUGUGUUCUUAAGUUUUAGAGGCCCAGACACUUGCAAAACCUUUGUGGCCCAUCUCUACGCCGCUCUGUGUGACAGAGGAAUCAGGACCUUCAAAGAUGACGAAAGGCUUGAGCAAGGAAAAUCCAUAUCUCCAGAGCUCAUCAAAUAUAUUAAUGAAUCAAGAAUUGCUGUGAUCGUCUUCUCCAAAAACUACGCUAAUUCAUUAUGGUGCUUGGAUGAACUGGUGGAGAUCCUUGAAUGCAGGAGGACCAAGGGACAGAUAGUGCUGCCCAUCUUCUACGAUGUGAAACCGGCGCAAGUUCGGAACCAGAAGAGGAGUUUUGCGGAAGCAUUUAGAUACAUAUUCUGCUUUGAAGGUUUUGCAGAAGCAUUUAUAUAUAUGUUCCGUCCUAGAGAGAUGGAAAGGGUGGAGAGACGAAGGAAAGCUUUGAAGGAAGCAGCAAAUCUAUGCGGCUUGGAUUUACAAGAUGCAGCAGAUGGGAACGAAGGCAAGUUUAUCAAAAUAAUUGUUCAAGAGAUUUCAAAAAAAUUGCCUAAACCAUUUCAUGUUGCUGAUUAUGAAGUGGGUAUCAAAGAGCGUGUGGAGAAAAUAAUCAAGUUGCUCGGUGAGGAUCAACUCUUUCUUGGAAUUUGUGGAAUUGGAGGAGCAGGCAAAACAACCCUUGCCAAAGCUAUUUUUAACUGUGUAUCACAAAAAUUUGACCGGAGUUGUUUUCUUAAAAACGUGAGAGAAGAGUCAACAAAGGAUGGUGGUCUAGCUAAAUUACAAAGUGAUCUUCUCAAAGAGGUCCUAAAGGAUGAUACUAUAACAAUAUCACAUCCUGAUAGGGGAAUCAAGGAGAUAGAGAAUAGACUUCGUAACAAAAGGCUUCUUCUAGUACUUGAUGAUGUAGAUGAUGAACAUACAUUGAAGUACUUAGUUGGAGUAGGACCUGAAUGGCUUGGCAGUGGUAGUAGGAUCAUCAUAACAACUAGAAAUAAAAGAUUGUUGGAUACAUUAAAUUUAGCUAAAUAUGAAGAUGAUGUCGAAGAAGAUUCAGAUACUGAUGAAUGAUCAAUCUUAAACAACAUUCAGGAUUUUGAGAAAGCAUUGGGAGAAGAGUGAAGGACUUGUUUAGGUUGGUAUAAGACGAGAUGUUCCAAAUAAGAAGACAAUGAAGAUGGAAAAAGAAGGAUGCUAGCUGCCUAAUGGCUAAGUUUUUCAAAUUUAUUCAUAUGUCUUGUACCCGGUUUUGUUGAUAACCGAUAUUGAAAGUUUUAUAUUAGUUGAACACGGUUUGUUUUAUUUAGAAACUUUGUUUUUGGCAUGAGAUAUGAAUUGUGCCAUCAUCUCAAAAAGAUUGAAUAGUUUUAAUAAGUUUACCUAAUUUAUUCUCCA
Molecule: messenger RNA, 1682 nt
Organism: Cornus florida
Lineage: Eukaryota; Viridiplantae; Streptophyta; Magnoliopsida; Cornales; Cornaceae
Product: TMV resistance protein N-like
Exons: 3
Coding region: 258-1358 (366 amino acids)
Biological process (GO): signal transduction; defense response
Molecular function (GO): ADP binding
Source: RefSeq, a predicted model, not a curated record